Molecule: messenger RNA, 1671 nt
Organism: Amphiprion ocellaris (clown anemonefish)
Lineage: Eukaryota; Metazoa; Chordata; Actinopteri; Pomacentridae
Product: dynein regulatory complex subunit 4-like
Exons: 11
Coding region: 11-1480 (489 amino acids)
Biological process (GO): flagellated sperm motility
Cellular component (GO): Golgi apparatus; motile cilium; microtubule
Molecular function (GO): microtubule binding; small GTPase binding
Source: RefSeq, a predicted model, not a curated record
AUAGUAACGGAUGUUUGCGGCUGGGAGCUUGAAACAGAAGCGACUUUCUGAGUUUCACUACUGUGUUGUCUUCUCCAAACAUUGCCCGUUUCUCCGCACUAUUUUCGCAGUAUAUACUAUGCCACCCAAAAAGAAAAGUACAAGUAAAACGCCUGCAAAGGCAAGGACGCCGACACUGAUAGAUGGCCUUACCAAGGAGGAGAUGUCCAAGGAGCAGCUGGAAGAGCACAUUUUGCACCUUCGAGAGGAGCUGGAUAGAGAGAGAGAGGAGAGGAACUACUUUCAGCUGGAGAGGGAUCAGAUCCACAGCUUUUGGGAAAUCACAGAGAGAAACCUCGCGGAGGUCAAGGCUGAACUGAAGAACCUGGAGAAGGAGAUAGAAGAAGAUGAAGGCCGUCACAGAGUAGAGAUCAAAGUGUACAAGCAGAAGAUGAAGCACCUGCUGUGUGAGCACCAGAACAAAAUCGCUGAGCUGAAAGCGGGUGUUUUAGUCUCCACUGAAAUGAUGCAGAAAGAGCAGGAAGAACUAGAGACGGAGCUUCAUAAGAAAAUUAAGGCCAUCAUGGUCGACAUACAGGAGCUCGACAAUGACAACCUCAUCAGGGAGCUUGAACUGAAACAUGAUGCAGAAAUGACAACAAUCAGGAACAAAUGGGAAAAAAACCUAAUGGAAAUUACAGCCAACAAUGAGAAAAAGAUGCAGUUGCUGCGACAGGAGCUGGACUACAUGAAGAAAAAUUCAACCAGUGAGCAGGAACACAUGUGGAACAGCUACAUCGCAGCUCUUAAAGAAUAUCACAACCAAGUAUUCAGUGAUGCUAAACUGGUUGUUAAUCAAAUGGAGGAGGAUUUGAAUACAGUCUCUAUACUCAAGGAAGAAAUUGCAAGCAUAACCGAGAAACAGAAGGUGAUGAAGAACGACCUGAAACUUGUUUCACUGGACAACACACGUCUUGCUGAGAGCAUCUCAAAAGUCGAGAAAGAUAAUGCUGAAGUUGAGAAGAAAAUUAAAUACUACUCGGCGAAAAAGGAUCCCAGUAAUACCAUUGAAAAACUCAAAAAAAGGGAGCUGGAAAAUUUGAAACGGGAACAUGAGGUACUGGGAGAGAAAUUCACGAAGCUUCAGAUGGAAAGGGAUGAACUGUACAAGGCAUUCCCUCAGAAUAUUCAGAAGGUGCAGCAUAAAGCAGAUCAGGUGACCAUGCUGCUGGAAAAGAAGCUGCAAGCCCUGACAGAUAGUGUGGAAGAUGUGGAGGCUGGGCUCUGCUCGGUGCUUUCGGCCUCUAACAUAGACCAAACUGCCCUCAGUGGGGUCAUAAGCAAAGCUGAGGAAAAUCUCAUCUCCAGAAAUACUGCCAUCAAGAACUUACAGCACAAGAAAAAUCUGAUUGCCAAGGCUCGUAGAGAUUUGCUGCUAACCAUUGAAGUGAAGCAAAGGGCUCUUGGUGUUCCUGUGGAGGAGCUUUGUGUAAAUCCAUGACAGCAGUCUUGCUAGGAGAAAAAAAAGUCUGGAGCAGGACUUGGAUCUUGGGUGUCCUCCAAAAUGAGCAGCAGUAAAUCUAAAGAUUCAGAUAUUUAAAUCCUGCUUUCUUUGCAUCAGAUCUCAUCAGAAUCUUGCAUGGUUCUGUAUAUCAAGUAGAUAUUCAGAAAUAAAUAAAUGUUAGCAUGGAA